AUGCUACCGUACCUCUUCCCUGACCUUGCUGCCUUUCCCACUGUUGCUGACCUCAUUACGCACCUCCGCACUAGUGACACUCGCUACCGCGCUGCGCUUCCUGCUGAGUUCUGCGCCAAGAACCCCCCCCCCCCCAUGUACAUCACCCUCUACUACAUAGUCACCCGUCUCCCUGACUCUCUCCGUGUAGUCAGGGACCACUUCCUCUCUGAUUGCCCCACCACUCUCACCGUUGACCUCCUCAAGAAGGCCCUCCUAGCGAUAGAGAAGAGCAUAGUCGCUGUAGGAGCCUCUCGUGGUGAACCUCGCACCCCCGUCUUUGAGGGGUGUUCUCCCUCCCCCCUCUUGCCCUCUGUUGCCUCUACUGCUGCGGGCGACCUCGUUGGUUUCGAGUCGGUCAGCGCUGCGUCUGCCCCGAGCGGGAGACGCCGCACUGGCAAGGGCAAGGGGGGCAAGGGCACUGGAGGAGGUGGAGGGGGCGGUGGAGGUGGUGGUGGAGGCGGUGGAGGGAGUGGGGGUGGUGGUGGGAGUGGUGAUGGGGGUGGCGGCGGCGGCGGCAGCAGUGGAGGCGGCGGAGGCGGUGGAGGUGGCGGAGGGAGCGGAGGCGGCGGAGGUAGUGGAGGAGGCGGAGGUGGAGGAGGCGGCGGAGGCGGCGGAGGCGGCGGCGGCGGUGGUGGAGCGAGUCGCGACUCUGCGUCGAGGAGUGGCGCCGAUGGUGGUCAGCGCCAGCAGCAGCAGCGGAGUGGUGCCGGGGUUGCUAUCUUCAAUCUUGACCUUGAUGCUAUUCUUGCUGCCAUGUAUGUUGUUGCUGAUAGUGUUGAGGGUGCCUGUUACCUGUGUGUACCGCCUGACCCGGGCAUUGAGGCUGCUGCGCUAGGUGCUUGUGAGACUGCUGCUCUAGGUGCUAGUGCGUCUGCUGCCCCAGGUGCCAGUGCGUCUGCCGCCCCAGGUGCUGGUGAGUCUGCUCUCUCAGCCCCCUCUGGCACCCUAUCUGGUCUCUACCUCCCCUCGUUCUCUACGAACUUGGUGAGUGGAGCGGACCUACAGGAUCGAGGGGUUGACCAGUUCACUCCUGCGAGUCAGCGAGUGACCCACUGCAGACUCUCCUUUGGCACCACCGCCUUGGUCACCCCUCCUUGCCUCGUCUCCGAGGCAUGGCCUCCCGUGUCCUUGUCUCUGGUCUUCCCUCCCCUUCCUCUGGCGCCUGGCCCUACCUGCGUCCCCUGCGUCGAGGGGCGACAGUGCGCCGCCCCUCACUCCUCCGAGUUUCCUCCGACAGAGGCUCCGCUGCAGACUCUACACAUGGACGUGUGGGGCCCAGCCCGCAUCAGUGGGCAGGGGAGAGAGCGGUACUUUCUGUUGGUCAUUGACGACUACUCGCGUUACACCACAGUCUUCCCCUUGCGCAGCAAGGGUGACGUCACUGAGGUGUUGAUCGACUGGAUCCGCGCAGCUCGUCUCCAGCUCAAAGAGAGUUUCGGCUCGGACUUUCCUGAUUUGCGUCGGCACUCGGACAGAGGAGGGGAGUUUUCCUCUGCCCGUCUGGGAGCCUUCUGUCGGGCACAGGGCAUCCGCCAGACCUUCACGCUUCCGGCCUCUCCACAGCAAAAUGGGAUUGCUGAGCGCCGCAUUGGCAUGGUCAUGGACCUGUCCCCCCGUGCUGUUCCUUGCGUCUUCCUUGGCUUCCCCCCUGACGCGCCUGGCUGGCAGUUUUACCACCCCACCACGCGCCGUGUUCUGUCCUCCCAGGACGUCAGCUUUGACGAGUCGGUGCCUUACUACCGUCUCUUCCCCUACCGCACUGCGCCCCUCCCCCCGCCGCCGCUCUUCCUUGCGCCAGGUGCUACUCAGGUAGACCCCCUCCCUCCUUAG
Messenger RNA from Closterium sp. NIES-65, 1872 nucleotides. NCBI's taxonomy places the organism in Eukaryota, Viridiplantae, Streptophyta, Zygnematophyceae, Desmidiales, Closteriaceae. The record is from the annotation of a GenBank genome assembly.